Molecule: messenger RNA, 854 nt
Organism: Capsaspora owczarzaki ATCC 30864
Lineage: Eukaryota; Filasterea; Ministeriida; Capsasporidae
Product: cytochrome c oxidase subunit IV
Exons: 3
Coding region: 36-554 (172 amino acids)
Biological process (GO): mitochondrial electron transport, cytochrome c to oxygen
Source: RefSeq, a predicted model, not a curated record
UGCUCCUCACUCUUUCUUUUUUCCCCUUCUUCAAAAUGCUGUCCACCAUCGCUCGCCGCGCUUAUGGUUCGCACGCCUCUGCGCCUGCCGUGUCGUCCGGCCCCAUCCUCGUGUCGACUGCCACCCUCGACCUGAUCGCACAGGUCAACAGCGGCCUGCCUGCACAGCCCCCAAAGUCCCUCGCGCCGACCCCGACCCCCGAGAUUGCUGCGCUCCGCGUCAAGGAGAAGGGCAGCUGGAAGGAUCUCACCAUUGCCGAGCGACAGGCCCUCUAUGACGCCUCGUUCCGCACCUUCCACGACAACCGCAAGGCCAAGCCGCGAGGUGCCAUCUACCUCGGCGUUGGCGCUGGUGUCGGCGCUGGUCUGCUGCUUUUCGUCCUCGGCCGCCUCGUCCUCGCCCGCGAUGCCGAGACUCCCCGCACCCUCACCAAGGAGUGGAAGGAGGCCCGCCGCCAGAUUGCCAUCCGCACUGCUUCCAACCCCGUCUAUGGCGAGUCGCGUGCCACCUGGCAAGACACCGUCUUCAACAUGUUGAAGAAGCCCACCAACUAAAUGAAUUUCCGUUGUUUCCAACCCCGAAAAAGCAACAACCCCACAAAAACAAGCCAAAUUCGGCUCCCCUCCUGUCGACAUGUCCCCUCCGUUUCUCCACAGUGCAAGGCUGCUGCGUGUGUUUGACUGAUCUAUGAAGGUCGAUUGUCGGUUUGGAUGGCCAUUUUGCUGGCUUUGAAAGUUGUCUUGCUUUUUUUUUUUUUGGUUGUUGUGUUUUCGUGUCUGUACUCCCCCGCUAUUGAGCAUUUUGUGAAUCUUCCUUCCUUUCAAACAAUAGAAAAAAAGCACUGUUUGUCUCUA